Molecule: messenger RNA, 841 nt
Organism: Phoenix dactylifera (date palm)
Lineage: Eukaryota; Viridiplantae; Streptophyta; Magnoliopsida; Arecales; Arecaceae
Source: RefSeq, a predicted model, not a curated record
GGGUCGCAGUGCGGUCAUUUGGGACCGGAUUGGGCCCUAAGGAACCGGGAUUCGUCGCGUUGUUUGGAUUUAAAAGAAUACUAAAAGGAACGGCGCUGGCUGGGGCGAGCGGCGGCCGAACCACUUCCACUGCCGCAAGCGAUAGGGCUCGGGGAUCGGAUUUCGGAUCGGGCGAAUCUCUUGUGUAUUGUUAUUGUCAUCUUGCCAUCGGUUAUUGUGUUAUACAGUCAGUUUAGUUGGUUAGUUUUGGAAGCGCUGAAAUUGGGAAGAUCUUAGCGGGAUUAAGAUUAUAAAAUGUCAGGCCGGAAGGAAACUGUUUUGGAUUUAGCAAAGUUUGUUGACAAGGGUGUCCAAGUCAAGCUAACUGGUGGAAGGCAAGUUACAGGGACUCUGAAAGGAUAUGAUCAGCUUCUAAAUCUAGUGCUGGAUGAAGCAGUUGAGUUUCUAAGAGAUCCUGAUGAUCCCCUGAAGACUACAGAUCAGACCAGGCGUCUUGGCCUAAUAGUUUGUAGGGGAACUGCAGUGAUGCUCGUAUCACCUACGGAUGGAACAGAUGAGAUUGCCAAUCCCUUUAUGCAGCCAGAUGGAGCCUAACCUGAUCUUUUUUUUGCCUUUUUUCGAUUAGCAUUGUAAUUUUGAUGUAAAAUCAGUCUACAUUAUUUUGAUAUUGUUUUUGCUCCCUCUGGAAGGGGGAACUGAGAAAUUUUUAUUAACUACGCAAACAUGUUCCUAUUUAUCUUUGAGUUGAAUUAUUAGCAGCAAUUCUUGCUUAGAGAAAAUGUUCCAGUAUCAGUCCUAUUCUUGGGAAUAUUGAAAAAAAAAUAUCCACUUUGUUUUCAUA